This is a messenger RNA of Peronospora farinosa, 2154 nucleotides long. The record is from the annotation of a GenBank genome assembly. NCBI's taxonomy places the organism in Eukaryota, Oomycota, Peronosporomycetes, Peronosporales, Peronosporaceae.
AUGAAGCUGAAAGGUAGCAAUGGACUGCUGGAGCAAGUUCGUACAUGCGAGGAGGAGCGGAAGCUAGUUGACCAGCUACGAGACAUUGGUCUCGACGAGUACAUCGAAUUGCCGCAAAUCGCCGUUAUGGGGGACACUUCCAGUGGCAAGUCGUCCCUGUUAUCGGCACUAUUUCGGACGAGUGCCAACGAUGAAGACAAAAACAAGAAACGUGAAGAAAACGAAAGCUUUGAUAGCGUGGAAGACGUCCCUGAUGCUAUAACGAAGCUUACCAAGCAGCUUGUAUCUGAGGGCCAGUACAUUAGCGAUGAUGAAAUUGUCAUUGAGAUGAGUGGCCCUCACUUACCUAAUCUCACGCUCACGGAUCUACCAGGACUUGUGCGCACGGUGGGUGAUAACGAAGACCAGAGUAUCAUUUCGAGGAUUCGGCACAUGGUCAAUCGAUAUAUGCAGCAGGAACGCACUAUCAUUCUCGCUGUCGUACCAGCUAAUGUGGAUAUGCAUAAUACGGAGAUACUGCAAGCAGCACAGGAAGCCGAUCCGAGUGGUACUCGAACUAUCGCUGUGAUAACAAAGCUGGAUUUGGUGGAUACUGGUGCCGAGAUAGGUGUUCAUGAAUUACUGCUGAACAAGAAGAAGUGCAUGAAGCUUGGCUAUCAUGCCGUCAAAUGCCGCAGUCAACUAGAGCUGACAAACGGCACGACGAUUGCAAAGAGUGUGGCGAAUGAGAUGUCAUUUUUUAGUGAGCAUCCUUAUUGGCGUCGACUACCACAACAUUUGUGGGGUGGGUCAAAAUUAAUCGAACGGUUGGUGUCCAUCUUGCAGGACAAUGUCCGUCGGUCAUUGCCGAAGGUGAUUGAAGAGCUAGAAACGCGCAUGGUUGAAACGCAGCAGGCAUUGUCGAGGUUGGGCUUGCCACUAGAGACACCUGGUGCUCAGCGCCAGCGCUUCGGCAAGUGGGUGAAUCAAUAUUUGCGCAUGAUGGAAGCUGCAAUAAACGGGCAGUACGAAUUGUUGCCUCCUGUUGUUGUUUCACCAAGUAGUGUCAAGUCGGAAGCACGCUUGCGAGCUGUACUGAGGCAGAAGGACUUGAUUUUUCGGGCUGAAAUUGAAGCUAAAAAGGAAAAUGACGUUCUUGGGACGAGUGAUCCGUUGUCUUCAGCAAAGUCAGAUUCGUAUGCAGGAGACAAGAUACCAAAAGCUGAUGUUGCUGUCGGGGACCGCGUCGUUGUGCAAGCUGGGGACCAAGAAGUGGUAGUUUGCAAAGUCAUGAAGACGAAUGGUACAGAUGUGCUAUGCGAAGAAUUGCCACACGAGUGGUUGAGUGUUUCGCGUUGGCAAUUUUUCGAGGAGAAUGAAUCGUGGGCUCUGAAACAAUUUAUUCAGGCGAAUCGGGGCGACGAACUCGCCAUCUUCCCUUCCUACCGCAUCUUUUGCAGCUGUGUUCAGCGAAGCGUGAGAGAAUGGGAGCGGCCUGCUUUGCAGCUACUCGAGCACUAUUACACACAAACUUUAUCGGUUUCGAGUCAUUUGAUCUCGGUACCUCUAAAAGAUUGUGGUAAUGUGCGCAGUGAACAAUUUUUCAAGGAAACAAAUAAGCGAGUCCUCAAAAAGCUGAUAGAAGGUACUCGACAGGAGCUGAUCUUACUAUUACAACAGGAAGCUCGGCCAUACACACAAGACAAACGUCUCUACGACGCACUGGACCGACUUCGUCAACGAGCUUUAAGUGCCCGACUAAAAGCUGCACUUCCAUGUGGAGAUGAGUAUGGUCGAGUAUCGUUGGAUGACGUCGCGUGUGCCCUGGGAGAAAUUUCAUCGAAACCAUUUGCUAUGUCUGUGGAUGAUCGUGAAGCGCUGGAGAUGAAAAUUGCUUUGUCUGCUUAUCUGGAAGUGGCUUCACACCGGUUUGUCGAUAUGGUGCCUAUAAAGCUAAACGGACUUCUGUUAAAGUCUUUUCUUCGUGAAAUGGAGAAUGAAUUGCUGAAAGCAGCUUCGGAUGAAAAGGUGGCGGAGUUAUUAGAAGAAAGUAGUGACAAGGCGAUGCGCCGUCAGCAGCUUCUCACCCAGUUGUCCAGUUUAAAGAAAGGAAAGAAUAUCAUUGAAACGAGGCUUAAUCCAAGACAAAAGCUCAAUGGCGAUCUUCAAACGUGA